This is a messenger RNA of Capsicum annuum, 3478 nucleotides long. RefSeq names its product cation/H(+) antiporter 14. Gene Ontology annotation, biological process: proton transmembrane transport; regulation of pH. Gene Ontology annotation, molecular function: antiporter activity. The coding region runs from base 418 to 2967 and encodes 849 amino acids. The transcript has 3 exons. The record is from RefSeq and is a predicted model, not a curated record. Lineage: Eukaryota; Viridiplantae; Streptophyta; Magnoliopsida; Solanales; Solanaceae. Gene Ontology annotation, cellular component: endomembrane system; membrane.
UUUAGUACGCAAGAAGGAUUGUGAUCUAGACAGUACGAAGUCAAGAUUUUCACUAUUGUAAACCAAAACAUAAGACAAAUAAAAACACGAAAGAAGUAUGAGAAUUUAACAAAUGAUGGAUAUAUACUAGCUAAAAAAAUAGAAAGAAACAAUUUAAAAAAAUAAAAUAAAAGAGAGAAGCAAAAACGUUGAAAGCUGGGAGGGUGUUUGAGAGGAAAUUAAUCCAAAAAACUAGCCUAAUAUAACGGAUAUAUGUUCAAUUAUCCACAUUUCUAUCUAGCAGAUCCAACUUACUUUAAUUUUCUAACAAUCUAAACAAAAUACUAACACUAAUUGUUUCACCAAUAUCUCUUCCAUUGUCACCAAAUUUUCUUGUUCUAUCAACAAAUUUUGUGUAAACAAACAAACAAAAAAAAAAUGGUACAAAGAAGAGUUUCAGCUACGGCUGGAUUAGUGCAAGGGCGUCAUCGUCAAGAAUUAUUUAUAUGUCAAUUUUCAGAUAUGACAAAUUCCAAAGGAUGUAUAUGGUCUGGUGGUGACCCUUUAUCUUUUAGUUUACCACUUGUAUUGGCACAAUUGAUUUUCAUUUUCUUUGUUACAAGAAUUAUUUUUGGCCUCAUCAGACCUCUUAAACAAAGUAUGGUCAGUGCACAACUUAUUGCUGGUAUUUUCUUGGGGCAAUCAGGCUUAGGUCGUUUCCGCUCGUAUGCAGCCACGAUGUUUCGACCAGGAGGGAAAUUAGUGCUACAAACAGUUGCAGAUAUUGGUUUCUUGUUUCAUGUUUUUGUUCUUGGAAUUCAAAUAGAUCCAACAAUGAUCAGAAGAGUGGGGAGAAACGCGGUGCUAAUUGGUGCUUCCUCGUUUGCUCUGCCUUUUGCAGUUGGAGGAAUAGCCAGUUUGGCAUUACCGGUUUUUUCUGACAUAGAUGACGCGACGGAGCAUUUCCUGCCUUUCAUAGCUGUAAUUAACUCUGCUUCAUUCUUUCCGGUGGUCACUACCCUUCUUAGCGACCUUAAGAUUCUAAAUUCGGAAAUCGGUCGAAUAGCUACAUUGGCCUCGCUGGUCAAUGACGUUUGUAUAUAUGCUGCUUCCAUACUUUUCACAGCAGUAGAUGCAUCAGCAAGUGAUUCCAAGUGGAAUGGAGCAUUAUCCGUUGCAUGGAUUGGCGCAUUCGUAAUAGUAGUCGUGUUUGCUUUAAGGCCAUUGUUGAAACAUGUUGCUAGGAAUAUACCUGUAAGAGGGUCUAUGAAGGAAAGCCAAUUUCUAAUGAUAGCUGCACUAGCUCUGAUCUGUGGAUUUGUCGCGCAGACUAUUGGACAGCCUGCUGCUGUUGGUACUUUUAUUUUGGGCAUAGUGGUGCCAGAGGGACCGCCUUUGGGCUCUUCGUUGGUCUACAAGAUCGAUUAUUUCUGUACUGGAUUGCUGCUUCCUGCUAAGUUUGCUAUCAGUGGUUUGUCAAUGAACAUAUUUUCUCUAGGAAAAGGAAAGAGUCUUUUAGGCGUCGAGGCAGUGAUCCUGUUGGGCUAUUUAGGUAAGUUUACUGGUACUCUUGUUGCAGCAGUUUUCUUUGGGGUUUCCUUCCGAGAUGCAACCUCUCUUGCUCUUAUCAUGUGUUGCAAAGGAAUUGUCGAGGCAUCCUAUUAUAUCGGCUUAAAGGAUUCUGGAAUAAUAUCAAAUGAAGCAUAUGCGCUCUUGCUAAUCACAAUGUUGGUCAUAACAGGAAUUGCGAGACCUUUAAUUUGUUACCUCUAUGAGCCAUCAAGAAGGUACUCAGGCUGCAGAACAAAGAGUAUACAACAUUUGGAUCCGAACGCUGAGCUUCGGGUACAAGUGUGUAUUCACAGCGAAGAUAAUGUCCCGAGCAUAGUCAAUCUUCUUGAAGCCACCAAUGCCUCUAGGAGGAGACCGAUUGCAGUGUUCGUUCUUAAUCUAAUGGAGCUCAAAGGCAGCGCAGCCGCUGUACUGGUGCCAACUCAUAAACGCAAAGUGAAACUCAAGUCCCUGCCUAGCAGAACUGAGCAUAUAUCCAACGCGUUCAACAUUCUCGCGCAGAGAAAUCGAGGUUUUACGGCCGUGCAACACUUCACAUCCAUCGUUCCUUAUGCCACUAUGCAUGAUGACAUAUGUACAAUCGCAGUGGAUAAAGGUGUCAAUAUUGUGAUCCUCCCGUUCCACAAGCAGUGGGCUAUCGCUGGAACAGUAGGAGCCAAUUUCCCGGCUAUUAGGAUGGUGAACCAACAGGUACUCCAUAAAGUGCCUUGCUCAGUUGGGAUCCUAGUUGAUCGGGGUCAAUUAGCUGAUAACACACAAAUCUUGUUUGGCCAUUCCCUUUUUCGUGUUACAAUGCUUUACUUAGGUGGUCCUAAUGAUAAUGAGGCGCUAGCCUAUUGCUGCAGGAUGCUAGGGCAUCCCCACAUCAGCGUGAAUCUUGUCUGGCUCAGACAUUCGAGUGAUGUGAACAUCGAGAAGAAAAUGGAGCCAAGUAUGAUACAUUGGUUCAAGGCUCAUAGCAAGGUUGCAGGGAGGGUGAGUUUCAAAGAACAAGUGGUGCAUGAUGCAGUGGGGACAACUCAGGUUCUUCGUUCACUCGAUGACUGUUGUGAUCUUUGUAUUGUUGGUAGAGACCACGAACAGUCCGAGUUAACACUAGGGAUUAACGAAUGGAUCGAGUGUCCAGAACUAGGAUUUAUCGGAGACAUGUUAGCAACUUCGGAUUAUAGUUUUUCAUUGUUGGUUGUGCAACAAAUACCUCCAGGAACUGAGCUCAUAAACGUUGAGUCACUAAAGCCUGUUGCUGGCAGUUUUUUAUCUGGUUCAGGUAUAUAUAGUCAGCAAUCUGCUACAAGUAAAUAUAGUCAGCAAUCUGCUACAAGUAAAUAUAGUCAGCAUUCUGCCACAGGUAAAUAUAGUCAGCAUUCUGCUUCAGGUAAAUAUAGUCAGCAUUCUGGUUUUGGGUCUUUGGGGUAGCAACUGAAAGUUGUUGUCCUAUUUGAUCAAUGCCAAAAAUGUAGAAAAUAGGUUGAAGGAUAGACAAAAAAGGGCAACGAAGCCCGGGGCACCAAAGCUCCCAUUAUGCGCAGGGUUUACAGAAGGACAGAAAAAUUUGUUAGGAUCGAGAAAGAAUGGUCCUCCUUUGCAUUAUAAAUUUUGACAAAAUUGUAUGUAGAAAUUAGGAAACACAAGGUUCAGUGUAACUGAACUUUGUUGCAGAAGGCUACUUACUUUAAGUUUUUAUGUAUAAUUACUUGCAAUAACUUUCAUGUAACCUGAUAAUCUCUUUUUCUAAAAUUAAACUACUAUUACUAACACAAACAAGUUUGGACCCUUCUUCUAUUCACUCUUUGCAAAAACAAAAUAAUGCCAAGUAUGAAGUAUGGUUUAUUGCGUUAAAACACUAUACUAAAAUUAUGUAUCAAAAAAUUGUUCAAUUUUGUGUUAGUAUCAUAUAAAAUGCUUAUUUUUUUCCCACCUAACCACU